Molecule: messenger RNA, 2130 nt
Organism: Panicum hallii
Lineage: Eukaryota; Viridiplantae; Streptophyta; Magnoliopsida; Poales; Poaceae
Product: T-complex protein 1 subunit gamma
Exons: 14
Coding region: 154-1830 (558 amino acids)
Biological process (GO): protein folding
Cellular component (GO): chaperonin-containing T-complex
Molecular function (GO): ATP binding; ATP hydrolysis activity; ATP-dependent protein folding chaperone
Source: RefSeq, a predicted model, not a curated record
CUCUCGAGUCGAGAGGCGGCGACGCGAGGGUUUCACUUGAACCCCACAAAAACUGAAACAAACCCUCGAAAGCUCGGAAGAUCCCGCGGCGCAGCACCCUCCUCUCCUCUCUCCUCUCCACUCCCCACUCGUCGCCGCCGUCGCGAGACCGCCAUGGCGCUGCACGCCCCCGUCCUCGUGAUGAAGGACUCGAUGAAGCGAGAGUCGGGCGCGAAGGUACACCAGGCCAACAUCCAGGCUGCCAAGGCUGUGGCAGACAUCAUACGCACUACACUAGGUCCCAGAUCCAUGUUGAAGAUGCUUCUCGAUGCUGCCGGAGGUAUUGUGGUUACUAAUGAUGGGAAUGCUAUAUUGAGGGAAAUAGACAUUGCACAUCCUGCAGCUAAGUCUAUGAUUGAACUAAGCCGUACACAGGAUGAGGAAGUGGGCGAUGGCACAACCUCUGUGAUUGUUCUAGCUGGUGAGAUGCUCCAUGUUGCUCAAGCAUUCAUUGACAAGAACUAUCAUCCAACCGUUAUUUGCCGAGCAUACACCAAAGCGCUUGAUGAUGCUAUAUCUGUUCUUGACAAGAUUGCAAUGUCUGUUGAUGUGAAUGAUCGCACGGCAAUGCUAGGUCUUGUGAAGAGCUCCAUCGGUACAAAAUUCACUGGUCAGUUUGGCGACCUUAUUGCUGACCUUGCUAUCGAUGCUACUACAACAGCAGGCGCUGACCUAGGUCAGGGUAUGCGGGAAGUUGAUAUCAAGAAGUAUAUUAAAGUAGAAAAGGUUCCUGGUGGUCAGUUAGAGGAUUCUACGGUCCUCAAAGGAGUUAUGAUCAAUAAGGAUGUUGUGGCUCCUGGCAAAAUGAGAAGGAAGAUAGUUAACCCACGUAUAAUCCUGCUGGACAGCCCUAUUGAGUAUAAGAAGGGAGAAAAUCAGACCAAUGCUGAGUUGAUGAAGGAAGAAGAUUGGCAGGUUCUGCUAGAGAUGGAGGAAGAGUACAUAAAGAACCUCUGUGCCCAAAUUCUAAAAUUUAAGCCUGAUUUGGUCAUCACAGAGAAAGGGCUCAGUGAUCUCGCUAUUCAUUAUUUGAGCAAGGCUGGUGUUAGUGCAAUUCGUAGACUUCGAAAAACUGACAACAACAGAAUUGCUAAGGCUUGUGGAGCAGUUAUAGUGAACAGGCCUGAGGAGCUCCAAGAAUCUGAUGUGGGCACAGGAGCUGGCCUCUUCGAGGUCAAGAAGAUAGGUGAUGAAUUCUUUGCCUUCAUCGUUGAUUGUAAAGAUCCUAAGGCUUGCACUGUUCUGUUGAGGGGAGCAAGCAAGGAUGUCUUGAAUGAAGUUGAGAGAAACCUGCAGGAUGCUAUGUCUGUUGCGAGGAACAUUUUGAAAAACCCAAAACUCCUACCUGGAGGCGGUGCUACUGAAUUGACUGUAUCGGCAACACUGAAGCAAAAGAGUUCUUCAGUUGAAGGUGUUGAAAAGUGGCCCUAUGAAGCUGCUGCUUUGGCAUUUGAAGCAAUUCCAAGAACAUUGGCCCAAAAUUGUGGUUUGAAUGUUAUUAGGACAAUGACUCAACUCCAGGGAAAGCAUGCUAAUGGAGAAAAUGCUUGGGUUGGUCUUGAUGGAAGAAGUGGAGACAUUGUUGAUAUGAAAGAGCGAAAGAUCUGGGACUCCUACAGUGUCAAAGCGCAGACGUUCAAGACAGCUAUUGAGGCUGCUUGCAUGCUUUUGAGAAUCGAUGACAUUGUCAGCGGUAUCAAGAAGAAGCAGGCUCCUGGAGCCUCAGCUCCCAAGCAGCCCCAGAUCGAAACGGAAGGUGAUGCGGACAACGAGCAGAUGAUCCCAGAGUAGAUGUAGCGAACCCACACUGGCGAAGUUAUUUACUUAGGCCAGAGUAGCACGUUGAGCCGAAUUCAUUGUUUCAGUGUUUGUUGGUGGCUGGGCCUGGCUUGAAAAUGUACCUGAUUUCUUAUGGUUGAGUGGUUCGAGGGUUUUGGGAUCCAAGGUUUUGAAGUGUGGCUGCUGUUCAUCUUGUUUUGGACUUAAUGCUGAACGACUAUCAGCAGUCAGACUAGUAGUUUUUGUGGAUAACUGUUUGUUGUAUGACACAUGCUAUGUGUUUGGUAAUGCUAUCGUUUCCCAUGCUUGUAA